Molecule: messenger RNA, 2796 nt
Organism: Trichophyton rubrum CBS 118892
Lineage: Eukaryota; Fungi; Ascomycota; Eurotiomycetes; Onygenales; Arthrodermataceae
Exons: 3
Coding region: 1-2145 (714 amino acids)
Biological process (GO): regulation of DNA-templated transcription; cellular response to starvation
Cellular component (GO): nucleus
Molecular function (GO): DNA-binding transcription factor activity, RNA polymerase II-specific; RNA polymerase II transcription regulatory region sequence-specific DNA binding; zinc ion binding
Source: RefSeq, a predicted model, not a curated record
AUGUCCCCGCACCAAACUACUGGCCAGGAACCCGACAACAUGGCCGUCAAUGGCGAGAAUGCGCAAGCUUCAUCUCAAUAUAUCCAGAGCAAUGAGGAGAUGGCCGAUGCUAUUGCGACCGAGAAAAAAGCUUCUGCAGCAAAGGUGGCGAAGGACCCUUCAAGGCCUAAAAGGAAAAAAGCCAAGCGAGCUUGUUACGCCUGCCAGAGAGGCCAUCUUACUUGUGGUGAUGAGCGACCAUGUCAGCGUUGUAUCAAGCGGGGAUUCCAAGAUGCCUGCCACGAUGGAGUACGAAAGAAGGCCAAAUACCUACAUGAUGCGCCAAAUGAGGCGUUGAUGGCUGGAGUGGGAGCAACCCUCUUUAACCAGAGAAAUGCGGCACACAACAAUGUCAAUGGAUCCAAUAUUUCACCCGGCGCUCCUCAGCAGAUAACCUCGCCCAAUUUUUACACCACCCAGCAGUCACCGGAUUAUAAUGGCUUUCCCCAAAAUAAGACCGAACUGCAGGACAGUACAGUAGGGCCUGAUAAUUACGCCUCCCAGUCUCCCGUUUCGCCCACGUAUCAAAUAGGUCAAGGAUUAUCAACCCAGGGCCUUUCUCCGUCCCUCCCGCAAUCCACAAGUGAGACACCAUCAGCCGCAAAUCCUGCUCCCGGCCAAUAUAAUUCGGCCUUUUUUGAUCCUAGCGAUCCUGCGCUGUUCAAUUUUGACCUCGCAAGCAUGAAUUUUGGGAACCAUUAUGGUGCUUUGGAAUUCGGAAUGCUUGGACAUAUGGCGACCGGGGUAGGUGACACACCACCUAGCGAUAGCGGAGCCCAGCGUGGUUCAAUUGGACAAAAUGGCUCCGGGACAUUCGGCCUCACUGGAUCCAGCUUUUCUGAGAGCCCUAGCAACCAGGCUCCCUAUUUGUUUAGCGAAUCUGGUAUGAAUGACUGGACGCAAACCGUGCCCGUCAAUAGGAGGGGUAUGUACGGUUCAAAUGCAAAUUUGAUGGCGGGAAAUAUGUCGGACAAACCGCAUGCAUUCGCCAUUGAAAGCGCCCCGGCCAAUUUUGCUAGCCCUGCUUCCAACGAGAGUCCGAUGAUGACGACCAGCUCAGCAACAAUUGAAGACACAACAAAUUCCGGGGCAUUCAACUCUAGACAAAAAGUACCUGUGUCUCAGCAGAGACAGCAGCCAGUUGUAUCAACGCCCCAACUUAAGCAACAAAAUCUGAACUUCGGCAGUAGGCGCAGACAUAAGAAUGCGUCGUCUAUUUACGACAGUGUCAAGGACCCGUACUCCUACACUAGCGGAUUCCAUUCUUUGACGGCAUUCAUCCAGCGCCGUUUCUCUCCACAGAAGACCUUGCGUAUUGCCAAAGCACUGGCAUCCAUUCGACCGUCAUUCAUUGCGACUACGAAAACUCUAAACCGGGAUGAUCUGAUAUUCAUGGAGAAAUGUUUCCAACGCACGCUCUGGGAGUACGAAGACUUCAUCAACGCGUGUGGCACUCCGACAAUAGUCUGUCGACGAACCGGCGAGAUCGCUGCAGUAGGCAAAGAGUUCAGCAUCCUCACUGGCUGGAAGAAAGAAGUGUUACUGGGCAAGGAGCCAAACCACAAUGUUAACACUGGCGGCUCGUCUGGUCUGAUGACAGGCUCAACGUCACGAGGGAGUUAUACUCCAAGACCUUACAGUUCUGAGGUAUACAACUCCAGCGCAACAGCUACGCCACGCACACAACCUGUCUUUCUCGCCGAACUGCUGGACGACGACAGUGUGAUUGAAUUCUACGAGGACUUUGCCAAGCUUGCCUUUGGUGACUCUCGUGGCAGCGUGAUGACGACGUGCAAGUUGCUCAAGUACAAAACUAAGGCUGAAAGUGAUAUUCUCGCCGGCAGCAACGGCGAGGCAGACGCUGGGCAGAAUGGUGAAGCCGCUGGUAAUGAGACAAACGAACUCAACGGCAUCAAUAGCAACGGAGCCACUACGAACGGACGAGGACAACGCCGGUGGGGCAAAGGUGAGAUUGCUGGUGAAGCUGGCAUGAACCAACUUGGGUUCCGUGACGGCAGAGUCGAAUGCAGCUAUUGCUGGACUGUUAAACGGGAUGUCUUUGACAUCCCCAUGCUUAUUGUCAUGAAUUUUUUGCCAUGCAUAUGAAGGUUCAUGAGAGUUACCUAGUUCGGAACGGUUUUAUUUAUUUUCUUGUUUUUCGUUCACCUCACGUUCAUUCAGCUGCAAUUAUUAUGACGGCGGUUAGGGGGGAAAAUGGAGUGUAACGGAACGAAGGUAUAACAUACAGCUGGGGGAAAACACGGCGUCACACACUUUUUGGGCAUUUGCAGAGCGGACCAACCGUCCCUCUUUUUUUUCAUCUUUUCUUCCUUUUUUCUUCUCUUAUGACUUAUCCUCUCUAUAUUUCCGCCUUUCCCUUGAGGAGGGGAUGCGUUAUUCUCCUCCAUGUUUCCUUCCCGUCCAUCCCCAGCAUCGAUGCCGGGGAGACGGCCAAAGGGAUUCACCCUGGACUUAACAAUAACGUGCGGCGAACCAACCAACAAACCAAGCUUUUAGGGUCCUUGCUGGGGAUCAUCCAGCACCACGGAGAUACAAAAACCAACCAAUCUAUCUCUUUGAAAAAAUGUCUUCCCUGCCUCCUCGCCCGUAUUUAACUAGCCCAUCUUCCCCUGCGGCUGCACAAGGGAGUCGCAGCACCGACGAAGCCCGAGGUCGCCGACUAGCUUGAAGCUAUCACCUUAGAAUUGAGGCUACCAAAUGAUAUAUAAGUAAUUAGUUAUAGCUGCCGCGUCCUUA